This is a messenger RNA of Trichosurus vulpecula (common brushtail), 2450 nucleotides long. RefSeq names its product leucine rich repeat and fibronectin type III domain containing 4 (gene LRFN4). The transcript is spliced from 3 exons. Gene Ontology annotation, molecular function: protein binding. NCBI's taxonomy places the organism in Eukaryota, Metazoa, Chordata, Mammalia, Diprotodontia, Phalangeridae. The record is from RefSeq and is a predicted model, not a curated record. Bases 42 to 2030 code for a protein of 662 amino acids.
CCCCGAGAAGCAGCAGCGGCGCCCGCCAGGACACGGCAGGGAUGGGACUUGCAGCUGGGGUGCUCCUCCUCGCUGGUGCCCUGUCUCUUCCCUCCCACUCCAAGGGGCUCACCAUGGCUUCCCCCCUCCUGCUGCUGCUGCUGGCCGGCGGGGCCCUAGGCUGCCCCCUCCCCUGUACCUGCCAGAACCUUUCUGAGUCUCUCAGCACGCUCUGUGCCCACCGAGGGCUGCUCUUUGUGCCGCCCAACGUGGACCGGCGCACCGUGGAGCUGCGGCUGGCCGACAAUUUCAUCCAGGCUCUGGGGCCCCCCGAUUUCCGCAACAUGACCGGCCUGGUGGACCUGACCCUCUCCCGCAAUGCCAUCAACCGCAUCGGGGCCCGCUCCUUCGGAGACCUCGAGAGCCUGCGCUCCCUGCACCUGGAUGGCAACCGGCUGGCCGAGCUGGGGGCCGGCAGCCUCCGGGGCCCCGUCAACCUCCAGCACCUCAUCCUCAGCAGCAACCAGCUGGGCAACAUCGCGCCCGGCGCCUUCGACGACUUCCUGGAAAGCCUGGAGGACUUAGACUUGUCUUACAACAACCUGCGGCAGGUGCCUUGGGCCGGCAUCGGCUCCAUGCUGGUCCUGCACACCCUCAACCUGGACCACAACCUCAUUGACGCGCUGCCCCCGGGAGCCUUUGCCCAGCUGGGCCAGCUCUCCCGCCUCGACCUCACCUCCAAUCGCCUGGCCACCCUGGCACCCGACCCCAUCUUCUCCCGUGGCUUGGACACAGCGGCUUCCCCCAGCCCCCUGGUGCUGACCUUUGGGGGUAACCCGCUCCACUGCAACUGUGAGCUGCUGUGGCUGCGGCGGCUGGCGCGCCCCGACGACUUGGAGACUUGCGCCUCCCCCCCGGGGCUGGCUGGGCGCUACUUCUGGGCGGUGCCCGAGGGCGAGUUCUCCUGCGAGCCGCCUCUCAUUGCCCGCCACACGCAGCGGCUCUGGGUGCUGGAAGGCCAGCGGGCCCUGCUGCGGUGUCGAGCCCUCGGGGACCCCAUGCCCACCAUGCACUGGGUGGGACCGGAUGACAGACUCGUGGGAAACUCCUCUCGGGCUCAGGCUUUUCCUAACGGGACGCUGGAGAUCGGGGUGACGGGGGCUGGAGAUGCAGGGGAGUACACCUGCAUCGCCACCAACGCAGCAGGAGAGGCCACAGCGCAGGUAGAGCUCCGGGUGCUGGCCCUCCCCCAUGGCGGGAACAGCAGUGCCACCGGGGGCCGGCCGGGGCCCUCGGACAUCGCUGCCUCUGCCCGGACUGCAGCGGAGGGCGAAGGUGCCCAGGACGUGGGCCCCACGGUGGAAGUGUCUGAGGUGACUGCCACGUCUGGGCUGGUGAGCUGGGGCCCGGGCAGGCCCAAUGAGCCCGUCUGGAUGUUCCAGAUCCAGUAUAAUAGCAGCGAGGAUGAGACCCUCAUUUACCGGAUCAUCCCAGCUUCCAGCCGCCACUUCCUGCUGAAGCACCUGGUCCCUGGGGCCGACUAUGACCUCUGCCUCCUGGCCCUGUCCCCUGCUGCUGUGCCCUCUGACCUCACAGCUACGAGGCUACUGGGCUGUGCCCACUUCUCUACACUGCCGGCCAUGCCCUUGUGCCACGCCUUGCAGGCUCACGUGCUCGGGGGGACCCUGACGGUGGCUGUGGGGGGGGUCCUGGUGGCUGCCUUACUGGUCUUCACGGUGGCCUUGCUGGUUCGGGGCCGGGGGGCCGGGGCUGCCCGCCUCCCCCUCAAGCUGAGCCAUGUGCACUCCCAGACCAAUGGAGGAGGCACCAGCCCUGGACCGAAGCCUCACCCUCCCCGGAGUCCCCCACCCCGCCCACAACGCAGCUGUUCUCUGGACUUGGGAGAGACCGGCGGGUGCUAUGGUUAUGCCCGGCGCCUGGGGGGAGCCUGGACGCGCAGGAGUCAUUCAGUCCACGGCGGGUUACUUGGAGCUGGGUGUCGAGGGGCAGUGGGGGGCAGUGAAGAGCGGCUAGAAGAGAGUGUGGUGUGAGGACCAAGUUGGUGGGAGCUUCCAGGGCCAAGGCCGGGGAGAAGAGGAGGUAGUUGCUGGGCCUUUCUUCCCUCCUGCUGCCCAUUCUCCGGGGACAGGGGCAGCAGCCGUCAGAGCAGGGCUCUCUGGAGGAGAGAGGGCCUGGAUGCCUGUGGGAAGCAGCGCAUGGAGUGGACGGAGCACUCCUUGGCUGAGGAGUCAGGAUUUCUGGGGUUUAAUCCCAGUUUUAACUCUCUGUACCUCAGUUCCCCCUUUGUGAUUUGGGGAAGAAAACCACCUUUCCCUAAUCCCGUCCCCCUCUCCAGAAUGUGGGGAGGGGAGGGAACGCAUAGAUAAGAGGUGCUUCAGCACUGUGGGGCAACGGGCUACAGGGAAUUAUCCUGGAUUCUUGUUUUUAUUCUUAAUAAAAAUGCCAGGGAC